AUGGGCGGCGUGUAUACGCGCGUCCUUAACGUUGCCUCCUUACGACCUGGCGAUCACGUGUGUAUCUGGGACUACAGUCGCUGGCCGCUUUCGUACCAACACCACGGCAUCGUCUGGGCAUCCGGCUUAACUGCUAGUGAUAUUCGCGUGUGCCACGUCUGGAGUCCCCUGGAAGGGUUUCAAGAAGCUCAAGCGGACUCGUGCUUUCGCAUUUCGACGCUCGAGGAGUUCCUGGACAAGCGGAAGCAACGACACCUUCGUCUGAUUGAGUACCACACGUCCGGAUUACGGGAGGUGCUGUCGAGACGGGGAGAAGUGCAUUUGAGGAAAGCGGAUCUGCCGGAAGUGGUGCUAGCUCGAUGCAAGUUUUUGCUCGGCCUUGGUCGAGGAGACUUUAACUUGUUCACGCAGAACUGUGAGCAUGCAGCUCAUUGGUGCAUGACUGGUGAGCAGUGGUGCAAACAGACGUUGACGAAGGUUCGAGGACGCGUGCCUUUUGAGAAAAGGCUUUUGAAGGAAGACGUGGAUGCACUGGUGACGGAAGUGGAGGAGAUUAAAGCCAGCUCCCGCUCGGUUGUUAGUAACGUGCUCAAACUCUCGGGUUCCAGCGUGUUUUUACGAGUGAAAGGCCGUCACUACGUGCAGGUACAGGCAGAUGGAAAAGUUGGCAUUGUGCCGCAAGGGACUGACCCGACGACGUGUGGACGCACAGCUUUUCGACUCGAGUGUUAUGCCAGAGGGUACAAUAGCAUUCGGGUGCGCUUUUUCCACGAAGAAUCAGGGUGCUACAUGUUUAGUCGCUCCACGUUUAGUUGUUUUCGGGACUUGAGGAUGAAAAAACCAAUGACGGUGCGAGGCAAGUCAGGUCUGACGUGGGAGUACUCGACGCUUGGAUAUCUCCGGAGUAUGAGUCAGCAUCGACGAUAUGUGGGUGCAAGGAAGGAUGGCUUGCUGCUGGAUGUGAGCAUGCGUGGAGAUGCGGCCCGUGUGGAAUUUGUUGCUUGUGAAGGACCUGCUGAAGCGUACACGCCGCCGGAUAUUCACCAGGUCACGCGCACGUACAAUCACGAAAAGUCGGUGCAGUAUACCGAGUCACAGAGCAUGCGGGACUACAAUGCGGCGGAGCUCUAUAAGUUGUCGCCCACAUCUUCUCUGACGGCCGUGACGACAGCACGAGCGACAGAAUUGACAGCGAUGCCCUUGUUUGAGUCGGCAUGA
Molecule: messenger RNA, 1218 nt
Organism: Peronospora matthiolae
Lineage: Eukaryota; Oomycota; Peronosporomycetes; Peronosporales; Peronosporaceae
Source: the annotation of a GenBank genome assembly